UUUAAAUUCAAUUUAAUUAGUCUUAACAAUAUUUCUUCAUUUUUAUCAUCCACAGGAUAUUGUUUGAUUGAUCCUUUCUCGGUAAUUUCAAGAACGUGCAUUGACUUCCCUGCACACAUCCAUAUACAGCCAUAUUUCAACAGGGCACAGUGAGUCGGAACUUUAGGAGAAUAACAAUGAACGGUUCAGCAUUCAAGUAUCUAUACCUCUUCAUUGGACUGCUGUUAGGAGCACAUGCCGAGAAAACGGCAGACGAAAAAAUACAUUUGUGGCCUGCUGGUAAAGUGCAGUACACGAUCCGAAGAUUCUCUCGCGAUCACCUUUCACCUGCAGUUAUCGCAAAUCUUACCGCGGCCAUGGCUGAAAUAAGCAAUAAAACUGGGAACUGUAUAACAUUUGAAGAACUUAAAGGAACAUACGGAUGUUAUCCAGGCCGACGUUGUAUCAAAUUCGGUGAAUCUGGGUCUGCCAGUUGCGCCUCAACAGUAGGAAUGAAAAGGGAUCCAAGAACAUCAGUUUCUACUUGUCCCACUGUUGGUGCCAUAAUACAUCAGCUUCUGCAUAUUCUCGGAGUGAAUGAUCAACACACAAGACCAGACAGAGACGACUACAUUGAUGUUCAUUGGAACAAUAUUUUUAGAACAGGAAAUUUUCGGCGCAGUUUCAAGAAGAGGACAUGGGACGACUCCCUUGGCAUCCCUUACUGCUAUAACAGCAUAAUGCACUAUGACAACUAUGCAUUCGCUAGAACUAAAGGUGUGAAAACAUGAACUGCAAAAAGACACUAACAUGACACUUGGUCAGGAUGUGAAGUUGGAGGAGUGUGAUAUCUUGCACCUCGAGAAGUUGUACAAAUGUAAAAAUGGAGAAUCUGCCCUGCCGGAACAAAACGAUUCUUACCGAACGCGUCAUGGUACGUCACAAACAAGUAGAUACGGUUCAAGACCCAGACAUUCGCAUAGAAGACGAAAUCAGUAUUAUUGAUCGGUAGAAGAUCUGGACAAACUCGUGACGUCACGAGCACAUAAUUGAAGGGUUCUUGGAUUCUAUGAUGUUCAUUAGAUUUAAUUAUUGCUUAUUUCCUUGUCAAAUAGAUGUCAUAAAAUAUAUCAUUAACUGAUCAAAAA
Messenger RNA from Owenia fusiformis, 1127 nucleotides. NCBI's taxonomy places the organism in Eukaryota, Metazoa, Annelida, Polychaeta, Sabellida, Oweniidae. The record is from the annotation of a GenBank genome assembly.